AACUAGACAGCUUUUGUUUAUAUUCGAGGAGAUUUGCGCGCGGAUUAUUUGACAAGUCUCAUCGUGUAUGUUAAAUUUCGGGCUGCUGAGUGAUCAAAGAGGCAUAAAGAUAAGGGAAACCGGAAUCAGAAUGGAGUGGAUAAAAAGACAUCUUUUCUGUUUGCUUUGUUAUUGUACAGUUAUCAAACACCAAGUUUAUAGUUCAGGUUGUCCGAAAAACUGGCGACAAUACAAUGGAUUUUGCUAUCUGUACACCACAUAUUUUAAGCCACAUGACCAGGGACAACAUUUUUGCGAAAAUUUUCUGCAAGGUUCGCUAGUCGAUGUCGCUGAUGAAUCAGAAAAUAUGCUCAUUAGUAAUCUUACUUCGUCGAAAGCCUGGCUACGAUUCAGACGAUGUCAUAAUCAGAGAUUCUAUUGGACAGAUUCCUCACCUGCUAAUUUUACUGCCUGGGAGAGAGGCCAACCUGAUAACAAGGGCGAAGACGAGCAGUGCGUGUUUAUGUCGAGAAAUGGAAAUUGGUCAGACGGAAUUUGUUUGGAAAGGAAAGCUUUUGUUUGCCAAAAUUUUAAAAUAAACUGCACCAAAAUCCAAGAUUGUUAUGUUGUGAAAACUCUUCCGGCAAAAUGGCACGAAGCAAGAUCAAAAUGUCAAGCAGAUGGAUUUCGGUUGGCAAAAAUUUCCAAUAUCAUCGAAAAUAAUGCCAUAAAAUCACUUCUCAAGGGAGUGCGCCAAGCAUGGAUAGGUUUAGAAAGGCAGAAUAUUUUCUGCUUUAAAGAUAAAAUAUCCUACCAAAAUUGGGAUUUUCACGAGCCGAACGACAGAGCCUUGGUGGAGAAUUGUGUCGCAAUUGGUAAUAACGGAAAAUGGAGCGAUGAAGAUUGUAAUUCAAGUUUAGCUGUCAUCUGCAGGAGAGAUCUUGAUGAAUGUAUUCACAAAGAGGCUAGUGGAUGCGAUGAAAACUCUGUGUGUAGUAACACUGCAGGCUCGUUUACAUGUAGCGAGUGUAAAAAUGGAUAUUCACGUGAUGGAAAUUCAUGUUCACGUAAAUAUACAGCGGCGAUUAUUCUUGGCACUCUUUUUGGAGUUUCCUGUUUGAUUAUUCUCUUUUUAUGCUGUUACGUCUUGAGAAAGAAGAAACGAUGGAUCUAAAAAACCAACAGUAAAAUGUGCAUUUUAUAUAAAGAACAAGAAACUAUUCACAAAAAAUGAACUAUAUUCAAAAGAUAGUACAGUCGCGGCGAUAUCUAGAAGCGGUCUAAAAAUUUUUUUGCAAUUGUCACCGAUUGAGUGAUGGGGUGCAAUAAAAUAUUUUAUGAAAAUCCUUGAAAAACACCACGUUUCCAUGCCAGUAACCGUGCUUUUAUUGACCAAUCAAAAUUUUACUUGUCACGAUUGAGUUUUGACUAGAGAGCGGAGAGUAAAGGAUUACCAAAUGGUUUUCAGCACGGAAAAAACAUUUGGUACUUGUUUUAUAAAAUAACUACAGUGCAACAACGAUAUUUUCAAAAUCCCGCGAGUGCUUUUAAAUUUCUCGUGCAGGAUUGCCUAUCCUGCACGGCUAUCAGUGACCAAUGAAAUUGUGUGUUUUAGUGUAGUUAUUAGGUUAAAGAAGUUCUCUUCUUGGGCAAUUCUGAUUGGUCAAUGAACAGGAGUUUUGGUUCUUUUUUAAGGGGUUUUCAAAAAUAUCAAAAAAUAUUCAGAACAACCCUAUUCAGCUUGAAAUCAAAAUAGUUUUUCUGAGUUUUGAGUUUUUCUGAGUUUUAAUCGCGUAGAUUAAAAGAUAAAUGCAAACCAAUAGAUUACUCCCAUUUUUAAUUUUCGUUAUCCUCCUAUGGCCGCGACUGUAAACAGUCUGAAAUAAUCGUGCAUAGAUUAGUUUUCAUUGUCGCAUUCAUUUUCUGUUUUCAAACAAAAUUCGUAAUUAAGAAACAUGGCGUAAUGUCAAUCCUAAAAAAAUCGGGUGAAAAACAUCAACACCGAGCAGAUGAAAAAAAUAUUGAGUCAUUGAAAUUAAAUUUAAGGCGUGGAAAUUUUAUGUUUAGAAUUUCCUGUGAACUAUACUUUACAUUUACACGUGUUUUUCAAAUUAAGAUAAUUAAAUAUUAAAACGUAAUGGUCAGGAUAGGUCACUGAUGAACCAAAAUGGUAAGGGUAGGAAUUGUGUUGAUAAAAAAUACAAAAACUCUUUUACUAAGAGUUUAUAUAAUAAGCUUACCUAGCCAACACAGCCCAGUGAACUCAAAUGAGACUGGAACGCUUACUCUGUCGGAAGUUUGAAGCCAAGAUGGCGGACACUGAAGCCUUUCUUGUAGGUAUGAUCCAGGCCUCCACGCGGAAAUUU
This is a messenger RNA of Dendronephthya gigantea, 2345 nucleotides long. Its product is annotated as C-type mannose receptor 2-like. The coding region runs from base 68 to 1153 and encodes 361 amino acids. Gene Ontology annotation, molecular function: calcium ion binding; signaling receptor activity. The transcript is spliced from 5 exons. Lineage: Eukaryota; Metazoa; Cnidaria; Anthozoa; Malacalcyonacea; Nephtheidae. The record is from RefSeq and is a predicted model, not a curated record.